Messenger RNA from Helianthus annuus (common sunflower), 737 nucleotides. Its product is annotated as nuclear transcription factor Y subunit B-3. Gene Ontology annotation, molecular function: RNA polymerase II cis-regulatory region sequence-specific DNA binding; DNA-binding transcription activator activity, RNA polymerase II-specific; protein heterodimerization activity. The transcript has a single exon. The record is from RefSeq and is a predicted model, not a curated record. Gene Ontology annotation, cellular component: nucleus; CCAAT-binding factor complex. Gene Ontology annotation, biological process: regulation of transcription by RNA polymerase II. Lineage: Eukaryota; Viridiplantae; Streptophyta; Magnoliopsida; Asterales; Asteraceae. Bases 1 to 540 code for a protein of 179 amino acids.
AUGACCGGAAAAAGAAUCCCAAAUAGCCCUGCGGGUAGCCCGUCAUCCGACAACUCCUCAAAAGACCAAGAGCGGCUUCUCCCGAUAGCCAAUGUAGGGCGUAUCAUGAAAAAGUCACUCCCGGCUAAUGCCAAAAUAUCAAAAGAAGCAAAAGAGACGGUCCAAGAAUGUGUGUCCGAAUUCAUUAGCUUCAUCACGGGUGAAGCAUCGGAUAAAUGCCAAAGAGAGAAGCGAAAGACGAUCAACGGGGAGGAUCUCUUGUGGGCCAUGACAACGUUAGGGUUUCAAAACUACGUUGGUAGUUUAAAAACUUAUUUGAACCAAUAUGUUGGAACGUCCGACUCACCUAGUGAUACCAUCACUGGUGUUAAUGAGAGCGGUUGUGAGGUGUCUAACUGGACACCAAAACAACCGACCUCUGAAGUUCCUAAUGGUAUGUAUCUUGAACGUGUUAUGGGGUAUCGUGAUGAGUUGAUCAAUAUGGUCGAGCUGCAUGAUGCCAACACAAUCGUGGCACCACAUGCUCAUGAAUUUAUGUAGCAACUACAUAAACCGGAAUAAUUUUUGUAAUAUUUGUAUUGUAAUGGUUAUACUUGCAAUUAAUGGUUUAAGUUCACACUAAAGUAUGUCAAAAUGUGUGGUUUUAGGCAAUUCUCAAUUGUUAUUUGUUAGGUGGUUAUCAUUGUAACAAAACUAUAUAUACAAUUGUUAUAAUUGCAUGUUUUUUCAUUCUUUUA